CUCUGUUGCCGCAGUGUCUGACGAAACUACAUAUCGUUAAAACAUUACGCAAGUCCUCCGUAAAAUCCGUACCAGACUGUGCCUCAAAUACUCAUCACAAUGACCUUCCCCAGAAUGCCAGCGGACACUCGGACCAAUUACCGCCUUCGCCUGGCCGCCCUGGGAGCCGAUUGCAGCACAAGCUUCCUCUUUUUGUUUACUCUUCUUAUGCUCUUGACGUGGACAUGUUAUGGACACGCACCGGGGACAAGUGGAGAGUCCAUUAUCCUUUCGUCACUCGCAGCACCAUUAGGGAAAUUGCCCCCGCAAGCACAGUCCCCACGACACACAGCGCUCCCUUUACAUGAUAAACGCCACACAACGGAAGACGUCGCGGAGGAAGAUACCACGCCACAGAGCGUAUCAGAAGUCCCACCUCUCCGUUGUUGCAGCCGGUGGGCAUCUCUAUUCGGAGCGCCCUGCAAUUGCAUCGACGCUCAGUUCUAUGAAUGGGGCGGAUAGAACCUGAAGCCCUUCCUGCACGGCUUCAUUCGAACGUUCGUUGUGCUACAGGUUUGCAAAGCGAGAGCAACCCGCUGAUGCCGGCGAGCAAUGGGAUGCAAGAUAUGAGAGGACACUGCCAGAGAUUGAGUGAGGAAUAAUCGAAUGUAUGAAUUGAAUGUUGAUCUAGUUGCAGUAUAUACACCGGUAUGUUUAACUUGAUGACUUUACUUAUUGAUAAAAUAUAUAUGCUGA
Molecule: messenger RNA, 735 nt
Organism: Penaeus vannamei (Pacific white shrimp)
Lineage: Eukaryota; Metazoa; Arthropoda; Malacostraca; Decapoda; Penaeidae
Source: RefSeq, a predicted model, not a curated record